GGUUCCAGUAUAGGCGACAUCGUCAAUGCCGGGCUCUGGCGCAGUGCUAGACAGACGCUGCUCGACAUGCCCUCCUACACUCUCGGCAUCCUCAUCCUUGUUCUUAGUCUGCUCAUCAUCUUCAUGGCCGGUUUCUGCGCCUGCCUGUCACUGUGUCGCCGAAGACAAGUCAACUUUCUAAUGACUCCGAUUCACAAAGCCCAAACAACUACGAACCCCGGAGCUUCUGGAAUGGGAUCAGCAUCAUUUGGAGGCGGUCAGGCCUCCCGGUUCACUGCGCGUCAUUGGCUGAGGGGCUCUGCGCAACGAGACGGCUUCCUACCAUUGACUCAAAGUGAUGAUGACGACGACGUUUAUGAAAGGGGCUUGGAACAGGGAAGCGAAGAGCUAAAUCAAAAAGUAUGCAAGGACAAUUCAGCCGAGAAGAAGAGACUCGGACAGUUCUACCAAAGGCUGUUGCGAGGGCCAGAUAAUGGGUUUGUAUACUCUUUUUCUCAAAAAAAUAAGCCAUCUUGUCGUCGGGAGGACGAAGUAAUUAUCUUAGGGAACAGCAGUUCGGACCGGCAGCCAACCAGGAACCAUAUAAACAUAGAUUUUGUGCAAAAAGAAGAAGAGGAGGAUGAGGUAUACGCUGCCAACAAUUCGCCAGGAGCUUAUACUAGUUACCGCCGGUUGCAGCCACCCAACCUGAAUGUGCCCACACUCAGAGCCCCGGAAGCGAGGCGACAAUUCCAUCCUAGCCUAAGCUCACCAGCCCCACAGGCCUAG
Messenger RNA from Protopolystoma xenopodis, 768 nucleotides. The record is from the annotation of a GenBank genome assembly. NCBI's taxonomy places the organism in Eukaryota, Metazoa, Platyhelminthes, Monogenea, Polystomatidea, Polystomatidae.